CAGAAGCAGUUUCACUUGAUCCCGCAGACGUAGCUCGGGAUCAAGAACUAGAAAGAGAGAGUUAUCAAGAAGAAAAAGAUGGGUGAGUGGUUGAGAAAUGCAAGGCCCUAUCUGCUGUUAUUGGCUGUUCAAUUUGGUUCUGCUGGGAUGUUCAUAUUUGCCAUGGAUGCUAUAAAGAAGGGUAUGAGCCAUUACGUCUUCAUUGUCUACCGUAACGCCAUAGCCUCUAUAACUCUCGCUCCCUUCGCCUUUGUUCUUGAAAGGAAAGUUAGGCCCAAGAUGACUUUCAGAGUAUUUUCAGAGAUUAUGGCACUGGCUUUCUUCGAAAUAAUACUGGAUCAGUGUUUCGCUCUGUUGGGCAUGAAAUUCACGUCUGCUUCUUUCUUAUCUGCUGUCAUGAACUCUGCUCCCUCUAUUACUUUUGUCAUGGCAGUCAUUCUAGGAAUGGAGCACAUGAAAAUUAAGGAGGUAGCAUGUCAAGCGAAAGUGAUUGGCACCGUAGUAACAUUUGGAGGAACCUUGCUUAUGGCACUGUACAAAGGCCCCGUCCUCAGUUUCAUGAGAUCUUCGACCAGCCAUGCUAGCCAAACUGAGAACGUGACCAACCCCACUGGCAACCAUUGGGUAAUAGGAACAGUGUUCCUCCUCAUUGGUUGUGCAGGCUUUUCUGCAUUUUACAUAUUACAGGCCAUAACAUUGAGAAAAUACCCAGCAGAGAUGUCGUUGGCCACUUGGGUUUGCUUUGUAGGAGCACUUCAAAGCUCUAUUGUUGCAAUCUUCGCAGAACGCCACCACCCUCAUGCUUGGUCCCUUGGUUGGGACACACGACUCUUUGCCCCUGCUUACGCGGGAAUAGUUACAUCAGGAGUUCAGUAUUAUAUACAAGGCAUGGUGAUAAAAUCCAUGGGUCCAGUUAUUGUGACUGCUUUCAAUCCUCUGCGUAUGAUCAUUGUUACGGGCUUGGCCUGCAUCAUCCUAUCUGAGCAACUCUACCUUGGAAGUAUAAUUGGAGCAAUAGUUGUUGUGCUGGGGCUUUAUCUAGUAGUGUGGGGAAAAGCUAAAGAACGCAGAGGUCUGACGCCACCAUCUCCUACAGAGGGUAACUUUCCCGAAGAUCAACGACAGCUACCGGUCACAGCUCCAAGGAAUGAUAACGAUGACAAUAAGGCUUAAGUAGUGCAUGGCCAUAAUAUAAAAAAGUGACGUGGAAGGCACAAUAUAAUGAGAUGAGAAAGUCAGAAAAAAUUAAGUAGGUCCCGGCUAUGUCUAAUGAGACAUUGGUGUAGCAUUUCCGUACAACUGGUUUAAUGUCAAUGUCAUGCAAUUUACUCAUAUAUACCAUGAAAUUGGUGGGACAGGUGUCAUGACCAUGCAUGAAAUUCAUCAUCAU
Molecule: messenger RNA, 1390 nt
Organism: Vigna umbellata (rice bean)
Lineage: Eukaryota; Viridiplantae; Streptophyta; Magnoliopsida; Fabales; Fabaceae
Product: WAT1-related protein At4g08290-like
Cellular component (GO): membrane
Molecular function (GO): transmembrane transporter activity
Source: RefSeq, a predicted model, not a curated record